Molecule: messenger RNA, 505 nt
Organism: Lucilia cuprina (Australian sheep blowfly)
Lineage: Eukaryota; Metazoa; Arthropoda; Insecta; Diptera; Calliphoridae
Product: gamma-glutamylcyclotransferase-like
Exons: 2
Molecular function (GO): gamma-glutamylcyclotransferase activity
Source: RefSeq, a predicted model, not a curated record
AAUUUAAUAUUCAUCUUACAGAACUAUCGUUUGGAUUUCAAUUUUGUCUCCAACAGAUGGCAGGGUUCUGCUGCCACCGUGGUGGAACAUUUAAAUCGUACUGUGCAAGGCACCCUAUGGGAAAUUGACUUAACAAAUAUGGAUGACAUAGACAAUCAAGAAGGUGUCCAUCUAAACAUCUACAAACCCUUAAGUGUUCCUGUACGCCAGUUAAGUAAUAACAAAACUCUAACAGCUCGUGUUUAUCUUUUAGUUAAACAGCCUGUUACUGACCUAGAAGAAUUGGAACGUGAUUCCAUACCCCUAGAAAGACAACCUUCAAAAACAUAUCUACAGUGUUUGGUUAAAGGUGCCAUAGAGUCGGGCAUUGAAGAACACUACAUUAAGUGGUUAAAAUCUAUUAAGCAUAAUGGUAAAGUGGCGGAGCAAUUAGAAAAUGAUUUGGAAUUAAAAGAUGUUGAAUUAGAUUCUUAAGAUAAGAAAGAAAAUAAAGUAAUAGAAUUUA